This is a messenger RNA of Vitrella brassicaformis, 2725 nucleotides long. The record is from the annotation of a GenBank genome assembly. NCBI's taxonomy places the organism in Eukaryota, Vitrellaceae.
UGCCCUUGCAUUCCAUUAACGCAAGUUGGAGUCAACCCAGCCAGCCACACGCCAGAGACAUACACCACCUCUCAUCACGUGAACGGCCGUACAUGGGAAACAGAGACUGGGGUGAGUGGGAGCGUUAGUCAGUCAGAGCCACAGGAUGCAAACAAUGACCGGCUAUGUACACUGGAUGGGAUGGAUGGACGGACGGGUAUAUUGACGGAGUCAAAAGUUGGUGGUUGUGUACACCGAUUGGGCGCGACGAGAAUGAGUAGUCGCCAGAAGAGGCGCUCACGCAGCCCUUCUCCCAAAGAGACAGACAGACAGACAGAAAUCCUUGAAUCAAGAGCUUCCUCUUUCUCUCUCUGCAGCCUGUUACAAUGCCGACGCGUCUGCUGAGACAGCCGACUGCACCGAUGGGCCGCCAGGUCAUUUUGCAACUUGACGGCCUGAAAGUGCAGAUGGCCAUCCAAGCAGAUUCACAUCGAAGCACUGAAGACAGGCCUGAGGAUACCAUCGCCAGAUCUGAAGUAAGGACCUUCUCUAACUUUCCCUCGUGUGACGCUCGACCAACCCACCAUCGCUGUGCGCACCCCACAUCGAUUGUUCCCCGGGUGCGGGGCAACAAUCGUUGUUCAGCAGGCGCACGCGACCGCGGCUUGGACAAACACCACGUAGAGGGAAGAACCGACCAGUCAAGACACCACCAUUGGACUAAGUGACAAGAGCACAUGCAUCCCGCCCGCCCGGCCCGUCUGUCACGGGCGACCCCAUCCCACCCUCAUGAAGCCGAGCACCCCUUUGCAAAACAAGAACCACAGUCACACAUUGAAAAUACGGGCAUGCGGCAUCGCAUGCCACACACACACAUACACACAGUUACACACAACACACCAGAUGGAGACACCACACGAGACGAAAAGACGAGAUAAAUGCCCACCCCUCCCCUCCCCCCCUCCCUCCCUCCCGGUUUCACACAUAUGCUUGGCCGUUGGCCUGUUGCUGCUGUUGUGUGCUCGACGUAACCGUCACCACAGUCGCGCCAUCCAAGUCGGGUCCGGGCGUCUCCACACCCUCCUUGCCGUCGGCCUUGGACGCCUCAGCCGCCUCCUUCUCCGUGAUCUCACGCAGAGCCUUGCGGGCAAACCUGACCGAUUGACCAACAGAGGAAAGGACACGUGAGAGAACGGACCUCUUUUCGACGUGGCGCACCCACCAUGUGACGAUGAAUACGGCAAUGAAGGUGGCGACCAGCCCGACGGCCAGGAACACCCACUGAGACCAGUGGCCAGAGCCCUCCGCCUUGCCGCUGCACGCGCCUGCGAAGGCGGGGAUGGCACCGAUGUACACAUAGAGAGCUGUGCCCGGUAUAAUGCCGAGGGUGCCUGGCAGACGUGGGCAGGAAGUAGGAAACAGGAAUGUGUGGAUUCCACGCUUUUUGUUGCCUUCUGCAGAUCCGUGGUGUGCUCACCGAUGGCGUAGUCUCUGUACCGAGUCCGUGUGCCGCCCAUCUGAUGGAUGGUGAGAUACGCACACACGCAUUUAUUGUCGUCACGACAGGGGGAUGCGACACCAUAUACUCACUGACUUACAAUGUAGUUGAACGCCGAGAAUGGCACCACGGGGGACAGCCGCAGCAGGAUAUUGAGCUUCAACCCCUGGUGAAUCGAUCGAUGGACAAACGAAACAGCACCAAGACAGCAUGUGCAAGCGCACGUAUCCCUCCCCCUCCCCCUCCCCCUCUCCCUCUCCUUGCCAAGCACCUGUGUUUCGAAGACCUUGUCGAUGGCCCGCAUGACUUUGAAUUUGUCCGUGAGGCCCUGCACCCAGCUCUUGAAGAGGAAUCGGCCGCAGAAGAAGGCCAGCUGCGCCCCCACAAACGCACCCACAAGCACAGCGCCGAUGCCGGCAGCCAUCCCUGGACCAUUCCCGAACGCACAUACAAAGGUAAAGCCGGCGCCUGCACACAUCCGGUACCCACAUCUUAUGGCGAUUUCAUCUCGUGGUGCAUGCCUUCGAGUGGCUGGCUGGCUGGCUGGCUGGCUGACCGACCUAGUGUGAGUAUGGAUCCGGGAAUGAAAGCCACUGUGCAGACCAUGUAGACGGCCAUGUAGGCCAGUAUGCCCGUUGCAGGAUUGUCCUGAACCUGCCGAAGCAGCCGCAGCCAGCCAACCGACCAGUACACACAGACAGAAUGAACUCGCGAUCCUCGUCUCUCUUGCCUUUCUGCAGCGUGUGUUUCCCUGCCCCCGUCGCUCGAUGACUUACCCAUUCCUUGAAUAUGUCCAGCCCCUCGGCAACUCUCUGGCCUGUCGUCGAGUCGAUGAUAAUGUACACAAUGAUAGCAAUGAUCACCAAAAACACCAGCAGCUUCUUCCAGCUCUGUGCCAACCAUCCGCCCCACGUGCGCCGCGGCUUGACCGGUGCAUCGGCAGACACGGCACCGGGCGAUGGGGUGCCGCCGGGAGCUGCGUCACAGGCUGUGGACAGCUGAGAGUCGUCUUGGUUUGCUGGGAUGGGCUGGCCGGAAGUCAUGACGGAUGAACUGCUGGAGGGCGAUUGAAUGAGGCUGGUCGAUGGGCCGAGCUGUCACGCACGCGAGAUGAGCCGACGUUGAAGGCUUUGCUGUUGCUUGCUGUGGGGAAGAUGCACUUGUUGAGGUGGCAGAUCUGGUGUUGCUGGUGAAGAUCUAACAGCUGGAUCUUCUUGUUGCUUGUGAAGGAGCUAGGAGGGAAGGCCG